This is a messenger RNA of Paraphaeosphaeria sporulosa, 1717 nucleotides long. Its product is annotated as FAD/NAD(P)-binding domain-containing protein. NCBI's taxonomy places the organism in Eukaryota, Fungi, Ascomycota, Dothideomycetes, Pleosporales, Didymosphaeriaceae. The transcript is spliced from 4 exons. The record is from RefSeq and is a predicted model, not a curated record. Bases 121 to 1365 code for a protein of 414 amino acids. Gene Ontology annotation, molecular function: FAD binding.
CGACGACGACGAGCGAAGGGAAGGGGCAGGCCUUGGCAAUGGCCUCGCCCGCUGCCAGAGCGUGGUACGGACCGUCCCGCCACACCAGGGCGAGUGACUAUUGCGACCGCCGUCCUGAACAUGGCCGCCACACCCAGCGCCGCACACGUCGCCAACGGCGCCGCAGCCCAUCUGCCCGUGCUUGUCGUCGGCUCCGGCAGUACUGGCCUUGCCUUCGCCCAGGGCCUCCGCAAGGCGGGCAUCCGGUGCAUCGUCUUCGAGAAGAAUGCACCCCAAGUCGGCGAGCGAGACUGGAGCAUGGGCCUGCACUGGGGCGCGCCAGUGCUCAAGAGCCUCAUGCCGGAUGAGUGGUGGCCGCGCAUCCAGAGCGUUCACGCCGACCCCUCGGAACCGCCCAAGGAUCCCGACACCAUGAAGUUCGUCCAGGGCGACAAUGGCAACACCAUUGCAGCCUUUCCCAUCAGCAACUUCUACCGCUUGCGCAGGAGCAAGCUCAGAGAGCUGCUCUCAGAACAAGUCGACAUCCGCUACGAGAAGCGCCUAGCCAGCGUCACAUUUGCUGAGGAUGCACAGUCACUUACAGCCCACUUCUCUGACGGAACAUCGGCUACUGGCAGCAUGUUGGUCGGCGCCGAUGGUGCACGCUCAACCACUCGCCAGUGUCUGCUGGGCCCCGAGUUGGGUGCAAUCAACAAGAUCCCCUACUGUGCCACCUUUGUUGAAUCCAGCUACUCCAAAGAGCAGGCCCUCUUUUUGCGAAGCUUCCAUCCUCUGUACCUUGCCACUGCACAUCCCGAUAAUUACAUGGGCUUCUUCUCGACCCAAUCUGUCGAGGACCCUGAGGACCCGACCACCUGGACCUUCAAGUUCUACAUCUCGUGGCGGAGCAGUCUGGAAGAGCAGGAAGCUACGGCCCACUGGACCGAUGCCCAGCGCCUGGCACAGCAAAAGGAGUUUGCAAAGAAGUUCUGCGAGCCCUGGAAGAGUGCGUACGAGUGGGCGACUGAAGAUGCUGGAGUGUGGUACAUGGGCAUGACGGAGUGGGACCCUGGCCAUGAGGGCCAUCGAUGGGACAACCACAACGGCCUCAUCACCAUGGUCGGCGAUGCCGCCCACCCAAUGACCUACCAACGUGGCCAAGGCCUCAACCACUCCCUCACUGACGCUGGAAAGCUCCGCGACACCCUCGUCAAGAUCCGCGAAGGUGCAGACAGAAGCCAAGCUAUCACCAGCUUCGAAGAGGAGAUGAUUCAGCGUGCGGGAGACGAAGUGCGCAGCUGCACCGUGAACACGGCCCUGUUGCAUGACUGGGAGAAGGUCAAGACCAGCCCCUUCUACAGCAAAGGUAUGGCGAAGAAUCACUAGCGAAAUCUGUUAUCGUGUGGGAUAUGUGCGCUGCCUGGCAAGGAACAGCACAUGUACGGAUGUCAGAUCCACAUCCCUUGCAACAUCUGCAUCCUUACUCCUGCCCGAUCUGCUGCCUAAGGAACGACUCCAGAUCAAAUAUCCUCUACACAAUGUAUACACACACUCUCAUGUCCAUAACACUGUUUCUCUUCUCCCUAGAUGUUUCGUUUGUCUUAGUCACCGCCGCGAUUUGCACCAGCAUCGUACAUGACGACCCCAUACUCUUAUGAUCUUUCAAAGCGGUUGCACAAAUCUCUCAAUCUCAAGCCACAGUGCUCACUCAAUCAACAAAUCGACCAAUCAAUAGUAA